CCCAUUUUUCUAAUGCCGUCGAACAACAACGAUUCAAGAUGCAGAUCUUCGUGAAAACCCUAACUGGGAAGACAAUCACCCUAGAGGUCGAAAGCAGCGACACCAUCGACAAUGUCAAGGCCAAGAUCCAAGACAAAGAAGGAAUUCCUCCAGACCAGCAGCGUUUGAUCUUCGCUGGUAAGCAGCUUGAAGAUGGCCGUACUCUUGCUGACUACAACAUCCAGAAAGAAUCAACUCUUCAUUUGGUGUUGAGGUUGAGGGGAGGAAUCAUCGAGCCUUCGUUGAUGGCUUUGGCUCGUAAGUUCAACCAAGAGAAGAUGAUUUGCCGCAAGUGCUAUGCUCGCCUUCACCCCAGGGCUGUGAAUUGCCGAAAGAAGAAGUGUGGACACAGUAACCAGCUGAGGCCUAAGAAGAAGAUCAAGUAAGCUGUUGCAGAUGACUGUAUCAUCAUUCGAGUUGGCUCUCAUGACGGUUCCAAAAUUUUGGUUGGGUGUCCUCAAUUGUUGUCUGUAUUCUGUUUGUACCCUAAAUUGAUGGUGUUUGUACUUUGCUAUUUGGAAACAAUUUCUCUCAUGUUAGCCGUAGGGUGAUGCAGUUUUUAUGUCUGUCAACUUAUGCUGUUUGUAUGUCUAGAAUUGUUGUAUUGAUAGAAGAGUCAUGAAUCUCGUGAUAUAUCAUAACAUUUUAAUCUAUGAUUACGGAAAUGUUUACCAAUUUGGCUUUUUGACA
Molecule: messenger RNA, 729 nt
Organism: Spinacia oleracea (spinach)
Lineage: Eukaryota; Viridiplantae; Streptophyta; Magnoliopsida; Caryophyllales; Amaranthaceae
Product: ubiquitin-60S ribosomal protein L40
Exons: 5
Coding region: 39-425 (128 amino acids)
Biological process (GO): translation
Cellular component (GO): ribosome
Molecular function (GO): protein binding; structural constituent of ribosome
Source: RefSeq, a predicted model, not a curated record